AUGUCUUUAAGGAUUAUAAUUCAGGUAAUUGGAGGAGAAAACUUUGUAGUUGAAGCCUCAGCUGAUAUGAAAUUUUCUGAGCUCUAUCAAAAUAUCCAAGCUGCCCUUUCCCUGACUAAUGAUCUCAAAAUCCUCAAAAAUCCAAACUACCUCAAUUUCAACCGUGAUGGCGAAAAAUCUCUCCUUGAAUUAAAAAUUAUGAACAACAGCUGCUUAGAUAUUGAAAUUAUCCCUGAUUUGUAUAUCUCUGUAGAAUAUGGAGAUAGAAAAGAGGUUCUUGAAAUAAGAAGCAGCGAUAUGAAGCUUUCUGAGUUCACCAAUUUAGUGAAAGCUAAAUUUAACAUUAGCCAAGACAUCGAAAUGCAUAAAGAAGUUAUUAUCAGAAAUUACAAAAAGAGACUUGAUUUGGCAACAGAAGAAAACUAUUCCUUAAAAGAUUUAGAUUUUACUAGUUCAACUUCUGUGAGAGUGAGUAAAGAUGAAAUAAGAAUUAUGAUUGAGUUUGAAGACGGAUUUAUUAUUUUUAAUACCAAAAAGACUGACACUUUUGAAACGUUGGAGAGAAAUAUUCGCGAUAAGCUUGGAAAGAGGGGAAUAGUCUGUAUACUUGGGUCAAAAACACUUCGAGUUCCUGAGAACGGGAGUUCAACACUAGAAGCACUAGGAAUUUCAGCUAAUUCUAAGCUGAUAGUGUUAGACUGUUUUAAUGGAGGCUUUAUUUUUUGUAGCACAUCAUUUGCCAAAAUAUUUUUUUCAUCUUGCAUUUGCUCGGCUAAGACCACUAUUGCUCGGCUGGACUAUCUGAAGAGAAAAAAAGUUUCGAAUAAAUUGCGCCGGAUAAAUGCAUGAAAGAGAAAAUAUCUAAAGGAAAAGACAUCGGCUUUUUAUUUUGCUUAAAUUAUAG
This is a messenger RNA of Blepharisma stoltei, 904 nucleotides long. Lineage: Eukaryota; Ciliophora; Heterotrichea; Heterotrichida; Blepharismidae. The record is from the annotation of a GenBank genome assembly.